Neurospora tetraspora is the source of this 1717-nucleotide messenger RNA. RefSeq names its product Hydroxyethylthiazole kinase family-domain-containing protein. NCBI's taxonomy places the organism in Eukaryota, Fungi, Ascomycota, Sordariomycetes, Sordariales, Sordariaceae. Gene Ontology annotation, cellular component: cytoplasm. Bases 100 to 1686 code for a protein of 528 amino acids. The record is from RefSeq and is a predicted model, not a curated record. The transcript has 5 exons. Gene Ontology annotation, biological process: thiamine biosynthetic process. Gene Ontology annotation, molecular function: ATP binding; hydroxyethylthiazole kinase activity; thiamine-phosphate diphosphorylase activity.
ACUUCCACUUUGGAACAUUUCUCUACACUACAGGCCCCCCCUUAACCACCACUCGCCCGCAUCGUCCCUCACAACGGCAACGCCGUUAUUGUCUUCAGGAUGGACCGGGACAGCGUCAACUAUGCCGUCUACCUAGUAACGGACUCGACCCCCGCCAUCCUCGGCGACCGAGAUCUCUGCGAGGUCGUCGAGGCCUCGGUCAGGGGUGGCACCACUAUCGUCCAGCUCCGCGAUAAGACGAGCGAUACGGGGGACAUGAUUGCCAUGGGCAAGAAGCUGCACGCCAUCACCAAGCAGUACAACGUCCCGCUGCUCAUCAACGAUCGCAUCGACGUUGCUCUGGCUGUUGGGUGCGAGGGUGUUCACAUUGGGCAGGAUGAUAUGGAACUAUCCACCGCAAGACGGCUCCUCGGCCCCGACGCCAUCAUCGGAGUCACGGUCAGCACCAGAGAGGAAGCCAUGGUGGCCUGCAAAGGCGGCGCGGAUUACCUUGGCAUUGGCACCGUCUAUGCCACUCCAACAAAAACCAACACCAAGAACAUCAUCGGCGCCGCCGGCGUCCGCAACAUCCUCCAAACCAUGGCGGAUGCCGGCUACGACCACGUCAAGACCGUCUGUAUCGGUGGCAUCAACGCCGAGAACCUCCAGCGGAUCGUGUACCAGAGUGAGGCCCCGAGCAAGAAGCUUGAUGGCGUCGCGGUGGUGAGCGCCCUCGUGGCUGCUCCGGACCCGGAAGCGGCGGCAAAGAACCUGGUCGGCUUGUUCAACUCGCUGCCGCCUUUUGUGAGGGAGCCACCAAACCCGAGAGCUGAGAUGGUGGGGGAAAUCCUUGAGCUUGUGCCGGAGGUGGUGCUGGAGGUUGCUAGGAAGAAGCCUCUUUCACAUAAUAUGACGAAUUUGGUGGUGCAAAACUUUGCAGCCAACGUCGCUCUCGCCAUUGGGGCAUCGCCCAUCAUGUCCAACUACGCUGAAGAAGCCUUCGACUUGUGCAAGCUAGGGGGCGCACUAGUCGUCAACAUGGGCACCGUUGACCCAGACGGGCUGCAGAACUACCUGAAGGCUUUGCGGGCGUACAACUCGGUGGGUCAACCAGUUGUGUACGAUCCAGUCGGAGCCGGCGCCACCACCCUCCGCCGCGCCACCGUCAAGACCAUCCUCUCCCACGGCUACCUCGACGUAAUCAAAGGCAACGAAGGCGAGAUCCGCACCGUCUACGGCAUCGACGGACACGACACGGUCCAGCAGCGGGGCGUCGACUCCUCUUCGGAGCUCGACGUCUCCCAAAAGGCCGAACUCGUCCGCAACCUUGCCUUGCGCGAGAAGAACGUGGUGGUCAUGACGGGCGAGGCCGAUUACAUCAGCGACGGGCAACACACGUUCCGCAUCGACAACGGGCACGUCUACCUGGAGAUGGUUACCGGCACGGGCUGUGUUUUGGGGACCGUCAUCUCGGCCUUCGUGACGGCUUAUCCAAAUGAUAAGUUGGUGGCUACGGUGGCGGCGCUGAUGCACUUUGAGAUUGCGGCGGAGAGGGCGGCUGAACGAAGGGAUGUCCAGGGCCCGGGAACGUUUGUGCCGGCGUUUUUGGAUGAGUUGUUCAAGAUUAGGAGGGAGACGGGGGAGGGGAAGUUGGGGUGGUUGAAGAGUGCUAAGCUUGCGUGCCUAGGUACUUACUUUAAUAAGUGAUGUGGGAGGCAGAGAGAGGUGUUGGGACGGA